Messenger RNA from Racocetra persica, 461 nucleotides. Lineage: Eukaryota; Fungi; Glomeromycota; Glomeromycetes; Diversisporales; Gigasporaceae. The record is from the annotation of a GenBank genome assembly.
CUGAGAACGAACCACACGAGGGAAAACGCCGUGUUGAAUCUUUAUGGCCCAUUUUUCGGUUACAUCAUCAAAGAUCACGUUACAUUUACGAUUUGUACUAUAAGCGUGAAGCCAUAACGAAAGAGGUGUACGAAUAUUGUAUAAAACAUGGGUAUGCAGAUGGAAAUUUGAUCGCAAAAUGGAAAAAGCCUGGAUUUGAACGCCUUUGCUGCCUUCGAUGCAUCCAACCUAAAGAUACAAAUUUUGGUACAACAUGUAUUUGUCGUGUACCAAAGUCAAAACUGGAAGCAGGACGCAUCGUCGAAUGUGUUUUGUGUGGUUGCAGAGGCUGCUCGAGUACAGAUUUCACAUCUUCUAAAAAGGAAAAAUCGAAACAAAAAAUAUUUGAAGAACAAAAUCAGGAUUCCUCGGCAAAGUUUCCAGAAACGCCAUCAUUAGAUUUGUCAUCUACGUUACCGUAA